AAGCAAACAAUGUCUUUCUUCUCCAAACCAGAGCAUUAGAGCUCACAAUGCCUCCUAAACGACUCUCACCACUCUUCCCAUGGCUGAUCAUACUCACCAUUUUCCUCCUUUUUCUUUACACUUCCCUCCUUCCCUUUCAAUCACCUUCUUCUUCUUCUUCUUCUUCUUCUUCUUCAAACCCACCUCUUAACAAGAUCCAUACUAAACCCACAUGCAAUUUCUUCAAAGGCCACUGGGCUAUGGAUCCCAAUAGAAUACCCAUCUACGAUGACACCUGCCCUUUUCAUAGAAACGCUUGGAACUGUCUAAGGAACCAGAGAGAAAACAUGGGUCGGAUCAAUUCCUGGAAAUGGGUGCCCGAAACUUGUGAUCUUCCGCGGAUCGACCCGCUUCGGUUUCUGAGUCUGAUGAAGAAUAGGAAUAUUGGGUUUGUUGGUGAUUCUUUGAAUGAGAAUUUUUUGGUCUCUUUUCUGUGUGUUCUGAGAGUGGCUGAUAUGGGUGCAAAGAAGUGGAAGAAGAAAGGAGCUUGGAGAGGAGCUUAUUUUCCCAAGUUUAAUGUCACGGUUGCUUACCAUCGAGCUGUUUUGCUUGCCAAAUACGAGUGGCAGCCAAAACAACCCUCACAUGGUGACCAAGAUGGAUUAAAAGGAAUUCACCGUGUAGAUGUGGACAUUCCUGCAGCUGAUUGGGCUAGCAUUGGUGAUUUCUACGAUGUUCUUGUUUUCAACACCGGCCAUUGGUGGGGUUUUGAUAAAUUCCCUAAAGAAAAACCCCUUGUUUUCUAUCAAGCUGGUCAGCCUAUACUUCCUCCACCUAACAUGCUGGAUGGGCUUAAAUUAGUUCUUGAGAAUAUGGCGUCAUAUGUUCAAAAAGAAAUUCCAAGCAAGACGCUCAAGUUCUGGCGGUUGCAGUCACCGAGGCAUUUUUAUGGUGGCGAUUGGAAUCAAAAUGGAAGUUGCAUGUUCAAUGAUCCACUUGAGGAGCUCCAGCUUGACUCAUGGUUUGACCCCAGAAACAAUGGAGUAAAUAAAGAAGCAAGAAUUCUGAACCGUCUGAUAAUAGAUUCAGUUCAAGGCACAGAUAUCCAAUUGCUCGACCUGACUCAUUUGAGCGAAUUCAGAGCGGAUGCCCAUCCAGCAGUAUGGUUGGGAAAGAAAGAUGCAGUGGCAAUCUGGGGUCAGGACUGCAUGCAUUGGUGCUUACCAGGUGUACCAGACACUUGGGUUGACAUCUUAUCGGAACUGAUUCAAAUCGGCUUGAAGACAGGAUGAUCGACGAUGAACAUGGAAAAAUAGCUUUACAGGCUCCAAAAGAGUAAAUAGCAGAGUUUCAGGAAAUAGAGUUGAGAAUUUUUUCCAUUGAUUGAGUUUGGCAAAGGUGUUGUCAUUGCACUCUAAUGAGGCAGCUCUCUUGUUCUUUCAUUUGUAGAGAUAUAACUGAAGUGUACAAUUGAUUGGUCUCCAAAUCCAAGCAGGGGCAAAAGUGUAACAGAUCAUGUUACUCUGCAUUUUCUGUUUUGUCAUUGUCAAAUUGAUAAAUCAUUUAAUUGAUUUUUGGUUGUUAGGAGGUGAUCCAAAUACCAAAUGGUUAUUUAUUAUAUGAAUUUUAUUUUUAUUUGAUUUAUUUAUUUUGGAUCCAUUAUAAAUGGUAAAUGAGGAGUUUGUGGAGUUAUAGCGAGUGUUACAGAAAACAAAAUUUAUUGAAUACAAAAUGAUAUUAAAUUUA
Molecule: messenger RNA, 1725 nt
Organism: Humulus lupulus (European hop)
Lineage: Eukaryota; Viridiplantae; Streptophyta; Magnoliopsida; Rosales; Cannabaceae
Product: protein trichome birefringence-like 12
Exons: 4
Coding region: 48-1271 (407 amino acids)
Cellular component (GO): Golgi apparatus
Molecular function (GO): O-acetyltransferase activity
Source: RefSeq, a predicted model, not a curated record